AUGCGCAUGAAACCCUAUCUUCUGCUAGAGACGCUCGUCUUACGGGUAGUCAGCGGACAUCUGAUCAUGAUGUCGCCUGAGCCCUAUAGCAAUACAACCCUCAACAACUCUCCUCUUGCUUCAAACGGGAGUGAUUUUCCCUGCAAAUUACGAGAUGAUGCAUUUGCGGCCCCUGCGAAAGAGAAUAUUUACGAGGUUGGUGUUUCAAACACAAUGAGGUUCAUGGGAAGUGCAACUCACGGGGGCGGAUCAUGCCAGUUGAGCCUCACUGAAGACCUCGCGCCAUCCAAAGAAAGCAUAUGGAAGGUCAUCAGGUCUUAUGAAGGCGGCUGCCCCAAAAAUGUGGGAGGAAACCUUGCAGGAGACGCCAAUUCCGACAAUGACAUUCAGCUCGAUUUCACGAUACCUGAAAACAUUGCCUCGGGGAAAUAUACUUUGGCCUGGACAUGGUUCAAUCGUAUUGGAGAUCGUGAGAUGUACAUGAACUGUGCACCAAUUACCGUCGACAGUCCUUCAUUGCCUGUGUUCAACCAGAGCAUACAGAACCAAGCGCAGGAUUAUCCACCCAUGUUCAUCGCGAACAUAAAUGGCUGUAUGACUCCACAAAACUUGGAUAUUCGAUUCCCUCAGCCAGGAAAGAAUGUUGAACUCAAUGGUCUGGCGCGAAAUCUUCUUCCCGAAGGUCAACAAGUAUGCACCGGAACUCCUGAAUUUGGUGAUUCAGCAGCCAUGAACCCGAUCGUUCCAGAUCUUGAAAAGGGCAAUCUUGGGAAGGCUGAUUCAUACUCCCCGUCCACUUCUCCAGUUAGCAUUCAGCCGUCACCUUGCUCUUGUCGUGCUUCCCGCCGCAAUACAAGCCAUCAAUGA
This is a messenger RNA of Penicillium longicatenatum, 867 nucleotides long. RefSeq lists its product as uncharacterized. NCBI's taxonomy places the organism in Eukaryota, Fungi, Ascomycota, Eurotiomycetes, Eurotiales, Aspergillaceae. The transcript has a single exon. The record is from RefSeq and is a predicted model, not a curated record. Bases 1 to 867 code for a protein of 288 amino acids.